GGGCGGCGGAGUCGGCGGCGGCGAUGGGGAGCGGCGGUGUGAUCCACUGUCGGUGUGCCAAGUGUUUCUGUUACCCUACAAAGCGAAGAAUAAGGAGGAGACCCCGAAACCUAACCAUCUUGAGCCUCCCUGAAGAUGUGCUCUUUCAUAUCCUGAAAUGGCUUUCUGUCGGGGACAUCCUGGCUGUCCGAGCUGUGCACUCCCACCUGAAGUACCUGGUGGACAACCAUGCCAGCGUGUGGGCGUGUGCCAGCUUCCAGGAGCUGUGGCCUUCUCCAAGGAACCUGAAGCUCUUUGAAAGGGCUGCUGAAAAGGGAAAUUUUGAAGCUGCCGUGAAGCUGGGUAUAGCCUACCUCUACAAUGAAGGCCUGUCUGUGUCUGAUGAAGCACGUGCGGAAGUGAACGGCCUGAAGGCUUCUCACUUCUUCAGUCUCGCUGAGCGACUGAAUGUGGGUGCCACGCCCUUCAUCUGGCUCUUCAUCCGCCCUCCGUGGUCGGUGUCUGGAAGCUGCUGCAAAGCUGUGGUUCAUGAGAGCCUCAGGGCCGAGUGCCAGCUGCAGGGAGCGGGUCCUGGCGAGGGACACACGUGGGGCCGGCGUGCUGGACGGUCUGAGCCCCAUAGGACUCACAGAGCAUCCAUACUGCACUGCUUGGGGAGAGUGCUCAGUCUCUUCGAGGAUGAAGAGCAGAAGCAGCAAGCCCAGGACCUGUUUGAAGAGUCUGCUCAUCAGGGUUGUCUGGCCAGCUCAUACCUCCUCUGGGAACGUGACAGGAGGACGGACAUGUCAGAUCCUGGGCGAUGCCUCCACAGCUUCCGGAAACUCAGGGACUUCGCGGCCAAAGGCUGCUGGGAAGCACAGCUGUCUUUAGCCAAAGCCUGUGCGCAUGGAAGCCAGCUCGGACUCGGUGCGACAGCCUCAGCCGGGGUGGUGCGCCCCCUCUUUCAGACCUCCCGCGCCAUCAGCAAGCAGCAGGUCUUCUCUGUGCAGAAGGGCCUCAGCGACACGAUGAGGUACAUCUUGAUUGACUGGCUGGUAGAAGUCGCCACUAUGAAGGACUUCACGAGCCUGUGCCUUCACCUGACCGUGGAGUGCGUGGACCGGUACCUGCGGAGGAGGCUGGUGCCCCGGUACAGGCUUCAGCUGCUGGGCAUUGCCUGCAUGGUCAUCUGCACCCGGUUCAUCAGCAAAGAGAUCCUGACAAUCCGCGAGGCUGUGUGGCUCACAGACAACACAUACAAGUAUGAGGACCUGGUGCGGAUGAUGGGAGAGAUCAUCUCUGCCCUGGAAGGGAAGAUUCGGGUCCCCACUGUGGUUGAUUACAAGGACGUCCUCCUGACGCUGGUCCCUGUGGCGCCGAGAACCCAGCACCUGUGCAGCUUCCUGUGCGAGCUCUCCCUGCUGCACACCAGCCUGGCGGCCUAUGCUCCAGCCCGUCUGGCCGCAGCCGCCCUACUGCUCGCAAGGCUGACGCACGGGCAGGCACAGCCCUGGACCACGCGGUUGUGGGACCUGACUGGGUUCUCCUGUGAAGACCUCAUACCCUGUGUCCUGAGCCUUCAUCAGAAGUGCUUCCACGAUGACGCCCCCAAGGACUACCGGCAAGUGUCUCUGACUGCCGUGAAGCAGCGGUUUGAGGACAAGCGCUACGAAGAGAUCAGCCAGGAAGAGGUACUGAGCUACGGCCAGUUGUGCACAGCUCUGGGAGUGAAGCAGAACAGCCCGGAGCCCACGUCGUUCCUCAGCACAGGGGACAUCCACGCCUUCCUCACCUCUCCUUCAGGAAGGCGGACCAAGCGGAAGCGGGAGAACAGCCUCCAGGAGGACAGGGGCAGCUUCGUCACCACGCCCACCGCGGAGCUGUCCAGCCAGGAGGAGAUGCUGCUGGGCAGCUUUCUGGACUGGAGCCUGGACUACUGCUCUGGCUACGAGGGUGACCAGGAAAGCGAGGGUGAGAAGGACGGUGACGUGACGGCCCCCAGCGGCAUCCUCGAUGUCACCGUGGUCUAUCUGAGCCCCGAACAGCACUGCUGCCAGGAAUCGAGUGAUGAGGAGGCCUGCCCGGAGGACAGGGGACGCCAGGACCCGCGCACCUGGGUACCAGGCCCCCAGACGCCUCCAACGCCAGGGCCUGAGCCUCGGCUCUGCAGCACAAGGGAGCCAGGCAGGGACAAUGUGACCUCAGGGUACUCCUCCAUCAGCAGCACAAGUCCCACAAACUCAGUGGACGGCAUCUCAGGGGGCCCCCCCCAAUCUACCUCAGUGCUGUCCCCAGGCAGCGACUCAAACACACAGCCUUGCCACCACCAUGCCAAGAAGUCGUGUUUACAGUGUCGCUCUCCAAGCCCUCCGGAGAGCAGCGUGCCCCAGGUGAAGAGGAAAAACCUAUCGACCCACAGCAAGGAGGAAGGGGAGGAGGAGGAGAGGGACCUGAGCCAGGCUUGCUGAGGCUGCGAGUGUGCCCGUGCUUGCCGCAGGGAACAUUGCCUAAGGGAGGGCUGCCGCACUAGGGAGCCGUGGGGGCACUGGAGAUGGACGCCAUGUGGACCCCAGUGGCUCUCUCACAGGGAACGGAGAGAACACGGGACGCUAAGUUUCUUUCUCCAGGGUAGUCCCAUGCGAGCCGUCAGAAUGUCUGAAUCAGAACAAAAACUCAGAUUCUUCCCUUUGGGAAGCUUAGCCUCAAAGCAGUUAUGCCACACCCUGUGAAGCCCGUUUCUCUGUCCCCUCUUGUGUCUGUCCUCUCUCUGGGGAGCUUGAGCCCACGUCCUGAUCUCCCCAGCCCCACUGAGCCCCAUCCCAGGAGCCGACAGCUUUCACAGUUGAGAACGCGUGUGGCCAGGUGGCCUGGCCCAGCUCCCCUCCCAGCAUCUCUCUGGUUUUGGGUUCCUGGGGGGGCUGACAGCUCUGAGCGCCCCACCGUCCUCAUAUCUCCGCACCCGCACCUGCCCCCCCCCCCUGCCGCUCCCGUCCUCACUGGGUGGCAGGUCCCCUGCUGAGGGAGCCAUGCCCCUGCACACUGCUGUGGACUGCAUGGGAACGCCAGGUGGGGGGCCCUAAUUGCUUUCUUGGCCCUCAGCUCCCUGCCCACCACACUCUCUGCUCCCUCAGAAAUCUGUCCCUUCCUCCAGAGUGAUUGGUCUUUGUCCCCAGCAGGUGGUGUCCACAUGAACACCUCUCUUUGCACUGAAUUUCUAGGCCAUUUCUUUUCCUCUCUAUUUCCAUCCUUUGUUCUUCUAAGAUGGAAAUAAAAAAAAAUUAA
Messenger RNA from Zalophus californianus (California sea lion), 3261 nucleotides. RefSeq names its product cyclin F (gene CCNF). Gene Ontology annotation, biological process: regulation of cyclin-dependent protein serine/threonine kinase activity; mitotic cell cycle phase transition. NCBI's taxonomy places the organism in Eukaryota, Metazoa, Chordata, Mammalia, Carnivora, Otariidae. The record is from RefSeq and is a predicted model, not a curated record. The transcript has 17 exons. The coding region runs from base 24 to 2447 and encodes 807 amino acids. Gene Ontology annotation, molecular function: protein binding; cyclin-dependent protein serine/threonine kinase regulator activity. Gene Ontology annotation, cellular component: cytoplasm; nucleus; centrosome.